AUGCGCAGGCACCAUGUUCUCAACGCGGUUCAAGCGACGAUAUCAAGGCAAGCCCGGUGCUAUUCUACCGACACCAAACCAUUCAAUGCCGCUGUGAUCGGAGGAGGUAUUACUGGAAUGACGGCAGCAUGGCGAUUAUGCCAAGAUCCAAAAUGCACCAAGGUUACUCUCUACGAAAAAUCGCCCAGGCUAGGAGGCUGGCUGCAGUCGGAAAAAGUUGAAGUCGAAGGGGGGCAUGUCGUGUUUGAAUAUGGACCACGCACAGUGAGAUCGUCUACAGAUACCAGUAUGCCUAUAGUGGACUUGCUCUUUAGUUUAGGCAUGGAGGACGAAACAGUAUUCCACGACAAAAACACCCCCGCCGCUACAAAUCGCUUCAUAUAUUAUCCUGAUCAUCUGGUGCGCCUGCCUGGAAAGCGUCCAGGACCAAAUGGAAAAUUCUCCAUACUGGAAACCUUGUCCACCGUCCUCAGAGAGCCGUUGUUCGAGGGUUCCCUACGAGCACUCGGCAACGAGUUACUCAACACCCCCCCAGAACACUUAGCAGAUGAAUCGGUUGCAAGUUUCUUGUCACGUAGAUUCAAUGCGCCAGUAGCCGAGAAUAUAGCAUCCGCUCUCUGUCACGGCAUCUAUGCUGGCGAUGUGAACAAGCUUAGCAGUGACGUUAUGCUCCCGAUACCACGUCUAUACGAGAGGAUGCACGGCUCGGUUAUUUCGGCAAUGGUGAAUUCGAUGGCGGAUGAGUGGAGACUUGUCCCUACGGACUUCUUGCUAGCCCAAUUUUCGGUUAAACACCAACGACACCAUGAACACUUUCGUCGUAUUGCCAAAUUAACGAGUGAUGCCAGUGUUAUUACUGUCAAAGACGGGCUGGGUGGAAUAGCUUCACGAUUUGCCCAAAAGUUCAAGGAAGAACCCAAAAUAAAAGUCAUCACGGACGCACAGAUCAACAGUAUCAAGCUCGGUGGUGACGGUGAUAUCGCUAUCUCCACGCAGAAUGACAAAAAUACAGAGUCCCAAGCUUUUGACCGGGUGAUUGCAACAGCAUCACCGACUGAGCUGAACAAAAUGAUAGAGGCGGGCCACCCCGAGGACAGUGGACGAAAACCAGUCAAAACGAUCGCACGUCUUAAGGACCAUAACUAUGCGGUGAACGUGAUGGUCAUUAAUCUAUAUUACGACCAGCCCAAUUUGAUACCUCACCGAGGUUUUGGCUACCUCAUUCCUCAAAAUGUACCACUGGAACAAAAUCCAGAGAGGGCACUGGGCGUGAUCUUUGGCUCUGAAACUAGCCAAGGUCAAGACACAGCGCCGGGCACGAAGUUGACGAUCAUGAUGGGUGGUCAUUGGUGGGACAAUUGGCCCGAUUCUGAUAUUCCAAGCACCGAAGAAGCCAUUGCCAUGUCGCGAAGAUUACUAAAACGACAUCUUGGAAUUGACGAAACGCCCGCGGUUGCCAGGGCGCGGUUCCAACGCCAGGCUGUUCCUCAAUAUACAGUGCAUCAUUUACACCGAAUGACUACAUUAUCGGGUGAGGUACGAGAAGAAUUCAACUCUCGUCUGACCCUCGCCGGAAACUGGUAUGGUAUAACUGGCGUUGGCCUCACUAACUGCGUCGCUCAGGCUUAUCUGGCCGCUUCUUAUGGCGUUGGAUCUUUCCCUGGUCCUCCUAAGGAGCCGGUCGAGAGAAAGUUCGUGACCGAGAUGGAGAAACAAGUGGGAGGUGUAGCAUAUCAUCCACACCUCUUUAGGAGGCUCCCGAACGGCAUAAACUCGCCCGACGAAUUUUAA
Talaromyces rugulosus is the source of this 1791-nucleotide messenger RNA. RefSeq lists its product as uncharacterized. Gene Ontology annotation, cellular component: mitochondrial inner membrane. The transcript is spliced from 3 exons. Gene Ontology annotation, biological process: heme biosynthetic process. The record is from RefSeq and is a predicted model, not a curated record. Lineage: Eukaryota; Fungi; Ascomycota; Eurotiomycetes; Eurotiales; Trichocomaceae. Gene Ontology annotation, molecular function: protoporphyrinogen oxidase activity, oxygen as acceptor. The coding region runs from base 1 to 1791 and encodes 596 amino acids.